UACCGGCUGUCUUCAACAGUAGUGCUGUGUUUUGGGCUGAAGUUGGCUGCCACGUAGUUGGCAUUUUUUUGUCAUGCGGUUAUUUUAGGAGCAGUAUUUUAAAGAAAAAUUUAAAGAAUUCGUUUACUUCUGUCAGAUAUAGACCCUGGCAAUGUAUCUCUUUUCUAUUUUGUCGAUAUUCCCCUCGUUUUUUGUGUUUGCCACAGGACGCAAACUGCCCGAGCCAGAGGUGAAAAUAGAAGUUUUAAACAAACCUUUAAUGUGUUACCGUAAGUCUAAAUAUGGAGACAUGCUUCUCGUUCAUUACGAUGGAUUUUUGGAGAGUAACGGCACCAUGUUUCACUCCAGCCGAAACGAAGGAGAUAGAAACCCAGUAUGGUUUACUCUUGGGAUCCAAGAGGUGAUUAAAGGCUGGGACAAAGGUAUGCAGAACAUGUGCACAGGAGAGCGCAGGAAACUGACCAUCCCGCCAUCUCUGGCAUACGGCAAAGAAGGGAAAGGCAAGAUCCCUCCAGACAGCACUCUGAUAUUUGACAUUGAGCUCAUGGAGAUCAGAAAUGGGCCCAGAUCACACGAGUCUUUUCAGGAGAUGGAUCUCAAUGAUGACUGGAAGCUGUCUAAAGAUGAGGUGCUUCAUUACAUUAGGAAGGAAUUUCAGAAACACGGAUACUCGCCCAAUGACACACAUCAUGACGCAAUGGUAGAAGACAUCUUCAAAAAUGAAGAUGAAGAUAAGGAUGGUUUUAUAUCUGCCAGAGAAUUCACCUACCAACACGAUGAGCUCUAAAGGACUGAUUCGUAUUUUUAUGAAUUCUCUCACAAAUCUGUUACAUAGGUUUAUGGACAUCUUUGAAUGUAUAGGGUCCAUUCUUUUCAUUUUCUUUAACGUGAUAUAUUUAUUAACAAAGCAUAUGGACUUAAACUGUCACCACAGAUGUGUUGAAGAUUGCAAUUUUUUUUUUACCUUUUUCAAUACACAAUACAAAAAGCAAACCCUAAUUGUAUUUGUUGAUACAAUGUUGAUGCUUUCAUA
Messenger RNA from Cynoglossus semilaevis (tongue sole), 1033 nucleotides. It is a transcript of the gene fkbp14, whose product is annotated as FKBP prolyl isomerase 14. Gene Ontology annotation, molecular function: calcium ion binding; peptidyl-prolyl cis-trans isomerase activity. The transcript is spliced from 4 exons. The record is from RefSeq and is a predicted model, not a curated record. Lineage: Eukaryota; Metazoa; Chordata; Actinopteri; Pleuronectiformes; Cynoglossidae. Bases 152 to 787 code for a protein of 211 amino acids.